AUGCCUCCAGAAAUCCGCUCCUCCACUGCCACCAAACGAGAACGGAAAAGACGGGAUGACGAAACGAGGAGUACUGUCUUUUCUAAUCCCCCUGAAAAUGGGUUAAGGAACUGUGGGUAUAGAAAUCUAGAAACAAACGAUAGGUGGAGACUCUCGGGGAUGGGGCGUCCAAUAUCAACGACAGAAAAUGAGAGGGAGGGGGUGGGAUAG
Paracoccidioides lutzii Pb01 is the source of this 210-nucleotide messenger RNA. RefSeq lists its product as hypothetical. Bases 1 to 210 code for a protein of 69 amino acids. The record is from RefSeq and is a predicted model, not a curated record. The transcript has a single exon.